UGUGCCCUUCCGGCCCGAACAUUUCCCAAAGUGCCUCGCGACCUCCGCUGUCUUUCCGGUCUUCACCAUCGCUCCCACCCCCUUCGCGUGUCUCGGUCAUGGCCUCGCUGUUGCUACCCCUGCUGCUGCGCCCCACGGCCCGCGCCCUGCGCCCCGCCGUGACUACCGCCACCCGCGCCUUCGGAGGCCUUCUGGGCGGAGGACUCCACGGCCAGCCGGGGCCCGUGCGUCCCAGCCUCCUGCAGCCGCUGCGCCGCGCGCCCGGCCUGUGCUCGUGCACGUGCGGCGGGCUGCACACCGAAGGGGACAAAGCCUUUGCUGAAUUUCUGACGGAUGAGAUCAAAGAGGAGAGGAAGAUCCAGAAGCAUAAAUCCCUCCCCAAGAUGUCGGGGGAUUGGGAACUGGCUGUGCAAGGCACGGAAGCCAAGCUGACCCGGAAAUUAGCUGGCGAGAAGAUCACAGUCACCUUCAACAUUAACAACAGCAUUCCACCCACAUUUGAUGAUGAGCCAUCAUCAGAGGGGCAGAAAGGCCAAGAAGAGCAAGAGCCUGAACUAACGUCAACGCCGAACUUUGUGGUGGAAGUCAUUAAGAACGAUACCCAGAAGGCUCUCGUGUUGGACUGCCAUUAUCCUGAGGAUGAGGUCGGACAGGAAGAGGAGGAGGAGAGUGACAUUUUCUCCAUCCGGGAAGUUAGCUUUCAGCCUACCAGCGAAUCGGACUGGAAGGACACAAACUACACACUGAACACAGACUCCCUGGACUGGGCCCUGUAUGACCACUUGAUGGACUUCCUGGCUGACAGAGGGGUGGACAAUACAUUUGCGGAUGAACUGAUCGAGCUCAGCACGGCUUUAGAACACCAGGAAUACAUCAACUUCCUGGAAGAUCUGAAAGGGUUUGUCAAGUGUCAGUAGGGAGACCCUACUGCAGACCCAAAGAGAACACUUACCCAGAAGCUAUCAUGGAAAAAGUUUGGUAAAAUACUGUCAGACAUAAAUUAUGUUUCCUAACCACUUUUAUUUGCUUGCUCUGCUGGCAUUUUUGUACAUCCCCACAAAAAUGAGAAAUAAAACGCUUGUAAACCUG
Sarcophilus harrisii (Tasmanian devil) is the source of this 1089-nucleotide messenger RNA. It is a transcript of the gene C1QBP, whose product is annotated as complement C1q binding protein. Bases 99 to 917 code for a protein of 272 amino acids. Gene Ontology annotation, cellular component: mitochondrial matrix. NCBI's taxonomy places the organism in Eukaryota, Metazoa, Chordata, Mammalia, Dasyuromorphia, Dasyuridae. Gene Ontology annotation, biological process: cytosolic ribosome assembly. The transcript has 6 exons. The record is from RefSeq and is a predicted model, not a curated record.